GGCAGUGUCGGGUGGGCACACCUUGCUAUCCCCAGGAGAGAGAGGAGGGCCCGCCCUGAGGCUGGGCACGUUUUGUCAAAGCUGGAUAUGAGCAUCACCCUGGAAAGUGGGAUAGUGCCUGCUGAUGGGAAUGGGAAGAGGAAUAAGAGGCAUCUCUGUGCUUUUUGGGUACCAGCUGAGGAGGGAAGUAGUAUUUAGCUUUAAUUGCAGACUUCCACCUGAGAAUUCCAGAACUCUUCUGAUUUACUUGUGACCAACAUGCAUCUUUUUGUCAAUGUGCCAAUAUUUUCUACUGACCUAAAUAGCUGUUCUCCCUCCCCAGUGCUUACCUCCCUGAUAUGUUUAUAGAGAGCAAUUGGAUCCCCUCUGCACCUUUGUUUUGCCAAGCAAACAAGCUAAGCUGGAAUAAUUAUCUGAGCUCAAUAAUUAUCCCCAUCAGAUACUUGGGAAGCGUGAGGCAGAGAGAGCCUCUACCUGCUUACACAAUGAAGUAGUGGCAAAGCCAAAUGGACGGACUGGCUUCCCCGGCUGCUAUUCCAGAGCUUUGCCUACCUGCCAGGCAACCACUUGUAAUUAAAGAGAGCGUAAAUGCCAAGUAACUGCAGAGGACUUACUUGUAUGUACUUAUUUGCUCUGUGUAACAGUUGAUGGAAGUCAAAUCCUGGACUGUAAAUGCAGCACAGCCCCGUACAGCUGUGCAUGGAACACAAGGUGGCAUUCUUGGUACAGAAGUUUUACUGGAGUGCUUUUCUAAUCCCAUACACCCUGAUGUUGGCUUUAGCUGGGUUGCCCUUAUUUUUCAUGGAAUGUUCCCUUGGGCAGUUUGCUAGUCUAGGGCCAAUUUCCGUCUGGAGAAUAUUACCGUUGUUUCAAGGAGUGGGCAUCACGAUGGUCAUCAUCUCAACAUUCGUGGCGAUCUACUACAAUGUUAUCAUUGCUUACGCACUCUACUACUUAUUUGCCUCUUUUCAAAAAGUGUUACCAUGGUCAGACUGCUUUUCCUGGGCAGAUGAGUUCUGCAGCAAAACUCGCUUAGUAAGUGACUGCAAUGCAACCUUAGAUGGAGAAAUCAUUCAUGCAAACUACUCAUUCAUCACAAGCAACAAUCUCACAUGUAUGAAUGGCACCAUGAACUACAAACCAGUGCAGUUUCCCAGUGAGCAGUACUGGAAUAAAGUGGCUCUUCAGCGCUCGAGCGGGUUGGAUGAGACCGGUAACAUCGUGUGGUACCUGGCACUCUGCCUUCUCCUGUCCUGGAUGAUUGUUGGAGCUGUGUUGUUUAAAGGAAUUAAAUCUUCUGGAAAGUCUGAUGUCUCCUAUUCUCCUUUCAUUGGGAGCUUUCUACCCUCCGUCUCAGCACUUCAGGGUGGAGAAUCUAUGCUUUCCCAGCCACAGUUCUGCCACAUGGCUCCUCAUAAACUCACAUUCUUUGCGUUCCUGACAAUUGGCUCUUCCUGUUGUCACCUCUCUUCUGGCACGAAGGUUGUUUACUUUACCGCACUCUUUCCAUAUGUCAUCCUGCUCAUCUUGCUGGUGCGAGGUGCCACCUUGGAAGGUGCUCUGGAUGGCAUCGAAUACUACAUUGGGAAACAGUCCAACAUCACCAAGCUGAUGGAGGCAGAGGUUUGGAAAGAUGCAGCCACCCAGAUAUUCUACUCCCUGUCUGUGGCGUGGGGCGGGCUUGUUGCUUUGUCUUCAUACAAUAAGUUCCACAACAACUGCUACUCAGAUGCUAUUUUAGUUUGUGUAACCAACUGCCUCACCAGCGUAUUUGCUGGGUUUGCAAUAUUCUCCAUCUUGGGACAUAUGGCGUUUGUGUCCGAGAGACCUGUCUCAGAGGUUGUGGACUCAGGAUUUGAUCUGGCAUUCGUAGCCUAUCCAGAGGCUCUCUCCAAGCUACCAGUUUCUCCUCUGUGGUCCUUCUUGUUUUUCUUCAUGCUUCUGCUCUUGGGCCUUGACUCUCAGUUUGCCACCAUAGAAACACUUACAACCACCAUACAAGAUAUAUAUCCCAAAGCGAUGAAAAAGUUAAGAAUCCCUAUAACCCUGGCUGUGUGCAUAUUGCUCUUCCUUCUUGGUCUUACUUGUGUUACUCAGGCAGGAAUUUACUGGGUUAACCUAAUAGAUCACUUCUGUGCUGGAUGGGGAAUCCUUAUUGCAGCUGUCCUGGAGAUAAUAGGCAUCAUCUACAUUUACGGAGGAAACAGGUUCAUUGAAGACAUUGAAAUGAUGAUUGGAAAGAAGAGCCGUUUGUUCUGGCUGUGGUGGAGAAUUUGCUGGUUUUUCAUUACUCCUGUGCUGUUAAUGGCAAUUUUGAUCUGGUCUUUGGUCACAUUUUCACCUCCCACUUAUGGCUCAGUGUUAUAUCCAGCCUGGGGAACCGCUGUUGGCUGGUGCAUGAUUAUCUUCUGUGUCAUCUGGAUUCCUGUCGUCGCUAUUCUAAAAAUAGUUAAAGCUGAAGGAAACCUUUGUCAGCGCAUUGUAAGCUGCUGCAGGCCCGCUGCAAACUGGGGUCCCUACCUGGCAUGUCACCGAGGAGAAAGAUACAGCCAUGUUGUAGAUCCCAAAAGGGAAAAGGAACAUGAGAUUCCUACUGUGUCUGGCUUCGUAUAUAUUCAACAAUGAGAUGGCCAUUCGGAUGACAAUUUUUUAACAUACGUGUGGGUUUUUUUCUUUAACUACUUGAGAAUAAGAAUGCAAAACAACAACAAAAAACAGAUCAAUGCUCUGCCCUUCAAAACCCAGCCCCCAAAUGAAAGUGAGAUGUAUUAUUUAUUUUUAGUGCUGUAUGUCUGGGGAGGCACAGGUAAAUUAGACACUGAGAUCUCCCCAGAUAUUUAGGUUGAGAGGGCAGGAAAAUGCAUUGCAGAGUCCCCAGGCUAAUGUAGGGGGCAUGCUAAACCCCAUCCAACCGUUAUCCAGCUGGACUGCAGAUACGGAUUUGGAAAAGAACAAAAGCACAUUCUGGUGCUCCCCAGCUACAGGAAAUUUGAGCCAAAAGGUGCUGUGCUUGCAUGCCCCGAUGUGCUACAGCAGUUUCUACCUUCUGCUGUGCCUCGCCAUCCACAGUCGUGUGCAGUUGGCAGCGAGGUGAUGGGGUGUGCUGCUGCCUGGCACUGUAGCUCAGGGAACAGAAAUAAUUUUUCUCUGUCUAAGCCUUGUUCACUGCUGUGAGGCUGCUCAGGGUUUGAUGUUGACUACAGUGUGUGUAUGUUUUUCCUGUGCAUCUAAAUAUUGAGUGAAUUAAAAUUGCUGUCACAGGAAAUAAGGCCUUAAACCUGGUGAAAAGCAGGCUGCUUCCUACUUCUCAUUAUUCCCCUUGGGAUUCCCGAAGAGCCAUCUUCUGUGUCAUGCCCUAUGCUCAGCAUUCAUCUAAAAAUCCCAUGCUUCCAUAUUCUGUCCUUAGGCUCUGCAGGAUGAAAUAGUAACUGUUGAUUUCUGGUGUGUCUGCCCUCCCUACUCUCACCAAGGCUUUGCCUCUCAGUUAGUUCUCUGCAUCUUUCCCUCAGUCUUGGGUUUUGCCUUCCAAAGGAGACCCAAAGUGCUUCUUUAAAGAUUCAGUGUUAUCAGUGUUGCAGCAGAACUUUACCCCAAGUCAAGGUUGCAACUGCCUUGUAAUGCUGUCACUCCAAAAUUUGCUGAAAUAAUGAGGUUACGGAAAAGUUAGGAAGUUUAUAAUGCAUUCUGGAACACAGACUUGUGGUUCUACCUAGGCACUAGUGGGUUAGGUUAAGAGAACCUGACUUCACUUGUAAUACAAGUGAAUUCCUGUUAAAGGAUAAAAGACCUAUGGAUUGAUGAAUACAUUUUGUGUGCUGAAGAACCUCUCUCUUACUGUGAUAAUCAUUCCUUGAGAACAAUGCAGCAGGGUUUCUAGCUGUCACUUCCUCAAGGCUUUGUCACUGUUUCUGGACAUGAAGGACUGUGGAUAGUGGCUUGCUGCCCAAGCUGCAUACCUUGCUGUAUGGUUUAUAUUGGUGUGUUUGUGACAAAUCAACACUUCAUGGAAAUAAAAUGUGAUUUUUCUGUUUUUAAUGGCUUUAGAGCUGGAAAAUGAGUUUUUAGCCUUUUGUAUGAAAAUGGGGGAAACAGCUGGUC
Athene cunicularia (burrowing owl) is the source of this 4098-nucleotide messenger RNA. It is a transcript of the gene SLC6A14, whose product is annotated as solute carrier family 6 member 14. The record is from RefSeq and is a predicted model, not a curated record. Gene Ontology annotation, molecular function: L-proline transmembrane transporter activity. The transcript has 14 exons. Gene Ontology annotation, cellular component: membrane. Gene Ontology annotation, biological process: sodium ion transmembrane transport. NCBI's taxonomy places the organism in Eukaryota, Metazoa, Chordata, Aves, Strigiformes, Strigidae. The coding region runs from base 673 to 2625 and encodes 650 amino acids.